Corylus avellana is the source of this 2277-nucleotide messenger RNA. Its product is annotated as hyperosmolality-gated Ca2+ permeable channel 1.7-like. Gene Ontology annotation, molecular function: calcium-activated cation channel activity. Lineage: Eukaryota; Viridiplantae; Streptophyta; Magnoliopsida; Fagales; Betulaceae. Gene Ontology annotation, cellular component: plasma membrane. The record is from RefSeq and is a predicted model, not a curated record.
AUGGCCACCCUUCAAGAUAUUGCUGUCUCAGCUGCUAUUAAUAUUUUAUCUACAGUUACAUUUCUUGUGGCUUUCGCAAUACUGCGGCUGCAACCAAUUAAUGAUAGAGUUUACUUCCCAAAAUGGUACCUCAAAGGGAUAAGAGGCAGCCCAAUAAGCUAUGGGUCGUUAAGCAGAUUUGUCAACUUGGAUUUCAGAACAUACAUAAGGUUUUUGAAUUGGAUGCCUGCCGCAUUGAGGAUGCCAGAACCUGAGCUUAUUGAUCACGCAGGGCUUGAUUCUGCUGUAUAUAUUAGGAUUUACCUUCUUGGUUUGAAAAUAUUCAUCCCCAUUACCAUACUUACUCUUGUGGUUUUGGUACCUGUCAACUGGACUGGGAAGACAUUAGAAUUAGAGCAGUUUAAAAAUCUUACAUUUAGCAAUAUCGACAAGCUUUCAAUAUCCAAUGUUCCUACAGGAUCGAAAAGGUUUUGGGCACAUCUGCUAAUGUCGUAUGUGUGUUCAUUUUGGACAUGUUAUGUUCUUUACAAGGAAUACAAGAUAAUAGCUACUAUGAGGUUGGAAUUUUUGGCAUCUCAAAAUCGCCAUCCUGAUCAAUUCACGGUUCUUGUGAGAAAUGUUCCCCCGGAUCCAGAUGAACCAGUCAGUGAGCACAUUGAACAUUUCUUUUGUGUAAAUCAUCCUGAUCAUUAUCUGACACAUCAAGUUGUAUACAAUGCAGUUAAGCUUGCAAAAUUGGUUGCAAAGAAGAAGAGCUUUCAAAACUGGCUUGUCUAUUACCAAAAUAAACAUGAGAGAAAUCCCUCGAAAAAACCAACUACAAAGACAGGCUUUUGGGGACUUUGGGGGAGUAAAGUGGAUGCAAUUGACUACUACACUACUGAGAUUGGGAAGUUGAGUGAAGAAGAAGAUGCAGAAAGAGAAAGGGUAAUUAGUGAUUCUGAGGCUAUAGUUCCUGCAGCAUUCGUUUCAUUCAAAACCCGAUGGGGAGCAGCAGUCUGUGCUCAAACUCAGCAAUCAAGUAACCCUACAAUUUGGUUGACAGAAUGGGCUCCAGAGCCACGUGAUGUCUUUUGGGACAAUCUUGCAAUUCCAUAUGUCGAACUCACUAUUCGAAGAUUGCUCAUGGCUGUUGCUCUAUUUUUCCUUACUUUUUUCUACAUGAUACCAAUAGCAUUUGUUCAAUCUCUUGCCAACAUUGAGGGCAUUGAGAAGGUUCUUCCUUUCUUGAAGCCACUAAUAGAAAAGGAUGUUGUCAAGUCUUUUAUCCAAGGAUUUCUCCCUGGCAUUGCAUUAAAGAUAUUUCUUGUUUUACUUCCAACAGUUCUUAUGACUAUGUCCAAAAUAGAAGGUUUUAUAUCACUCUCAUCAUUGGAGAAGAGAUCAGCUUCAAAAUAUCAUCUAUUCAUACUUGUUAAUGUGUUUCUUGGAAGCCUUAUUGCUGGAACAGCACUUCAGCAGCUUAAGCAGUUUAUUGAGGCACCCACAGGAGAUUUCCCCAAAACCAUUGGUAUGUCAAUCCCAAUGAAAGCAACAUUCUUCAUCACAUAUAUAAUGGUUGAUGGCUGGUCUGGAAUUGCUGUAGAGAUCCUCAGAUUGGUUCCAUUAGUUAUGUUCCACAUAAAGAACACAUUUUUGGUUAAGACUGAUCAAGACAGGGAGCAGGCAAUGGAUCCUGGUUGCUUGGAUUUUGCUACAUCUGAACCUCGGAUACAGUUUUAUUUCUUGCUGGGGCUUGUGUAUUCAGUAGUAACACCAGUACUUCUUCCUUUCAUAGUUGCCUUCUUUACUUUUUCCUUUGUGGUCUUCCGUCAUCAGAUUAUCAAUGUGUAUGACCAGAAAUAUGAAAGUGGGGCAGCAUUUUGGCCAGAUGUGCAUCUUCGCAUACUUAUUGGCUUGAUUAUAGCUCAAAUUCUCCAUAUGGGAUUGUUAAGUGCGACAGGUGCUGAUAAAUCAACAACACCAUGGCUCAUUGCUCAACCAAUUUUGACAAUCUGGUUUCAUAAAUUCUGCAAGGGACGUUUCGAAUCUGCUUUUGUAAAAUUUCCAUUACAGGAAGCAAUGGUGAAGGAUACACUUGAAAGGGCAACUGAACCAAACCUGAACCUGGAAGCCUAUCUUCAGGAUGCUUACAUACACCCAGUCUUCAAGGGCGGUGAGUUGGACAUACCAGUAGCCAUGGAUGAGGAAGAAAACAAUCCACUUGUUCCUACAAAGAGGAAUUCUCAUCUUGGUAGUAAACAUGGUUCUGAAGUCAGUCCUGAAGCUGAUAUUUGA